This is a messenger RNA of Penicillium cataractarum, 1146 nucleotides long. RefSeq lists its product as uncharacterized. The transcript has a single exon. The record is from RefSeq and is a predicted model, not a curated record. The coding region runs from base 1 to 1146 and encodes 381 amino acids. Lineage: Eukaryota; Fungi; Ascomycota; Eurotiomycetes; Eurotiales; Aspergillaceae.
AUGGCGGACCCUCGGAAUGUACUACAUGAGUCUAUGGAUGGGCAGCUGCAGAAUACUAUCUCGUCUUCUGCGCAGCUGCCAGGCGAUCUAGUGCAGUCAGCCGACAAGAACGCUCUCCUGGUCGGAAAGCCUGUGACCAAUGUACGGGCUCCCAAGCCCGCCAACCUAACUUGGCCCCAGGUGCAGCAUGUCGACAACGACCAACACACCGAGGGCACAGCUAUGGGAUCUGGAGCCCUGAGUAGUGGCCCUGUGUCACCGAUAUCACCCGUCGACUCAUCCGAAGCGUUGCGAACGCCAGGUGUUUCAGACCGACAGAAGUACGCGUACAGACAACCAUCGUCCCCCGGUGGGACAUCCCAGUUGCCUCCCCGCCUGCACUCCCCGGCGUCUCAAAUCUUUGAGCGGAGUGUCCAAGAAGAUAUACUCCCCCAGCAAGCUUCCCCAUCUAUACCCGCACAUAUUCGCACCGAGAACUACAUUCCUCCAGUCCUAGAGGCCUCGUCAGCCGCCAUUACCGACGAGCAAUUGGACCCGGAUUCAGUGGAAAUUAUCACCCAUAGUAUGCAUCAAUCUGCUGCCGCGGGUGUGACCGGUUCCUCGACAGCAGAACACUCACUGGCGUCCUCCGGCUUUGUUGAUCAUGCGGGGUUCCACCCUAUCGAGGCCGAUGAAAGCUCGUCCACUCAUGCCGCGCUAGACUCGACAGACGUCCGACGGUUGAGUUUCAUCUCUUUUGCCGAUGUCGUCAAUGCUGAACAUGCAGAGACGGGUGAGUCAGUGUACAGCCGAGAGCCCUCCCAGGUUGGAGGAGCUUCAGGUCAUCCGAUUGGUGCAGGAUACCACAAUCGUUCGCCGUCCCCGUUACGAUCUCCAACUUCCUCGCAUGGACUGGGCACAUCGCCCCCAACUAGUAUUGCGACUUCCUUCAAAGGUGUCGAAAUGUCGCCCAGCCAUGGCGCUCGCGGAGCGGCAAGUCCACUCCAACUGGCCCAAAGCCCAGUUUCUUCCAAUUUUGGUGGUGAACUGAAUGUUGAAACUAUGCGACAGGCGCUGAGACGAACGGGUAGUGGUGAUCUUGGUGGCUUUGCAAGCCAACCGGCUAGUGCCGUUGGCAACGAUGAGCCCUUGGAUCGUCAUUUCUGA